AUGCUCACUCUUGUCUUGGCUUUUGCACCAAGUCCAACUGAUUUAAGUCUUAUGGAUAAAUAUCUAGCUUUCGAGUUCCCUGGUACUCAGCCGCUGGCUCAAAGAAGAGUGCCCCGGGGUUCCGCGACUCCGGUUUAUAUAGUAGUUUCAGUUGGUAGCGGGGACAAAAUAAGCUCUGCCAUUGGCCCGGGAGCUCCUACUACCCCUUCCACUGCACUGGCGCGCAUAUUCGCGGCGCAUCGCCAGCUCCGAUUAUCCCGGGAGCUCCGAUUUUCCUUGACUGGUCUUGACUUAUGCGCACCUUUACAGCGCAUCUCGUUCUCACGAUGCUAA
Cotesia congregata is the source of this 333-nucleotide messenger RNA. The record is from the annotation of a GenBank genome assembly. Lineage: Eukaryota; Metazoa; Arthropoda; Insecta; Hymenoptera; Braconidae.